Lates calcarifer (barramundi perch) is the source of this 2183-nucleotide messenger RNA. RefSeq names its product tubulin tyrosine ligase-like family, member 9 (gene ttll9). Gene Ontology annotation, molecular function: tubulin-glutamic acid ligase activity; tubulin binding. The record is from RefSeq and is a predicted model, not a curated record. Bases 142 to 1464 code for a protein of 440 amino acids. The transcript has 14 exons. Gene Ontology annotation, cellular component: cilium. Gene Ontology annotation, biological process: protein polyglutamylation; microtubule cytoskeleton organization. Lineage: Eukaryota; Metazoa; Chordata; Actinopteri; Centropomidae.
UACCAUGACAACGGCUGUUGUGAAACACCGCUGCAAAAUAUUGUGAACUCCUCCUAACCCGCCAGGCGGUUGCAAGCUGCAAGUACUUACACAUAUAGUUUUUAUGUAAUUGCAGUAAGAACCAUUGUUUGGUAGCAUUUCAUGGUGUGUGCAUCCAUGUCGAAGUACAAGACAUCUGGAUACAAAGGUUCAUAUGACUGUGGCAAAAACGAGGAGCGGGAGGUAAGAAGUUGUGUGCGCUACAAAUGCGGUCUAUUCAACACCAUACAGGAUGUCCUGCGCCAAAGACCAGGCUGGGUUGAAGUCAAAGAUGAUGGAGAGUGGGAUUUCAACUGGUGUGAUGUGGGCUGGCUCAGGGAGAAUUUUGAUCAUUCAUACAUGGAGGAACAUGUCAGGAUAAACCACUUUCGCAACCAUUAUGAGCUGACUCGCAAAAACCUGAUGGUGAAAAACCUCAAAAGAUACAGGAAAAACCUUGAACGUGAUAUUGGCCGCAUGGAGGCAUCCAGAUGUGAUUUUUUCCCCUGCACCUUUGCACUGCCUAGCGAGUAUCAUCUCUUUGUAGAGGAGUUCAAAAGAAGUCCCGGCAGCACCUGGAUCAUGAAGCCGGUAGCAAAAUCUCAAGGGAAAGGCAUUUUCCUGUUCAGGAAAUUGAAAGACAUCAUGGAUUGGAAGAAGGAUGGCACCCGCUCAGAGGAACAGAAGGACACAGCUCAAGUGGAAAGCUAUGUGGCACAACGCUACAUAGAGAACCCCUACCUAAUUAAUGGUAGGAAAUUUGAUCUGAGGGUCUAUGUGCUGGUCACAUCAUAUGUUCCCUUGAAGGCAUGGCUGUAUCGAGAUGGCUUUGCCCGCUUCUCAAGCACCCGCUUCUCUCUCAGCAGUAUUGAUGACAAGUAUAUGCAUCUCACCAAUGUGGCUGUUCAAAAAACAGCGCCUGACUAUGAUCCUGAAAAGGGAUGUAAGUGGCAAAUGCAGCAGCUUCGAAGAUACCUCACUGCAAAACACGGUAGAGAGAUGGUAGAAACCCUGUUUAAAGAGAUGGAUAACAUCUUUGUCCGCAGUCUACAGAGUGUACAGAAAGUCAUUAUAAAUGACAAACACUGCUUUGAGCUCUAUGGGUACGACAUUCUACUGGAUCAGAACCUCAAGCCGUGGUUAAUUGAGGUGAAUGCCUCUCCGUCACACACACCCAGUAGUCAAGAGGAUUAUGAGAUGAAGUGCAGGCUGCUGGAAGACACUUUGAAUGUUGUCGACAUGGAGGGAAGGCUGACGGGCAAGGAGAAAAGGGUGGGUGGCUACGAUCUCAUGUGGAACGAUGGGCCUGUCUACAGAGAAGAUGUCAACCUAGAAACAUUCGGCAGUUCAUGUUUCACUGCCAACACACACUUAGGGUGUGUGAAUGACAGAGAGAAGCAGCUUCGCCGUCUACUAAAACCAUUUCCAGGCCAGAAGAGGAUGUAAUCACACCCAUCAUGUCUAUAUCCUGCUACCAUAGUAGUAGUAACUGAAAAAAACUUCAGUAAAACUUCCUUGAUUAGUCCCCUGUGAUAAUGUGACCAGAUACCAACCUUGGUUAAAAACUGAAUAUGAUAAGUGGUAUAAAAAUGUUUUACAGUUGAAUUAGUAGUAACUAGCAUGAUUUAAUGAGCAUUAGCAUAGCUGGUUAUGUUAGGAUUUUAUCAGUUUGUCAGUAAUAAAGAUAGUUUUGGUGCUCUUAAAAAUGGCCAACAGAUAAUGCUUCUAGUGUGCAAAACAUUUAUUUCUAUGCCUUACAAAUACUUGCAUUCAACAUUGAGAAAAUACGUACCACAAUCUUUCUGCGUGCGUGUCAACAUAGUGUACACAUUAAUUAUAACAUCGCCACACCUGGCCCCUUAACUAUGGCUUUGAUACUUUACAGGAAUAUUAAGUAAAGAGGUGCAAUCUGAAUACAUAUCGCAUCAUUUACAUUGAUGAAGUGUUCCCAUGAAUGAUUUGCACAUGGUAAAUCACAAGAAACACAUAAGACACUCUAAUGUAAACACAGUGUUCUAAAGACUUCAAGUGUUACUACAGCCUAACAUCUAAGAUGUAUUGAAAUUUCAUGGAAUCCUCAGAAUGACAAAUGGUACAGCAUCAGUAGACAUAAAGUUACAUUCAGCUCUUUUUUCUUUUUGUGCAUGAUAAUGUAAACAUAAGAA